AGAUGAUGUUGUGUUGCAUCUGUUCUCGUGUGUGUGUGUCCAACAAUGAUCAGAUUGUUCCUAUAUUAUUAAACUUAUGCAUUCAAUCAACGUCUGUCUAGGACAAAAAGGUCUUGCUAACUUGGACACUGGGUGUUGUUGAACUACCCCCAAACAUCCAAUGGGGUCAGUCUUGGUGAGAAAUGAGGGACGUUAAAGGCAUCGACAAUGGCGUCUUUUAUCAUACAUAAGCCAAAGCUGGAAAGCAUCAAGGAGUUGGAUCAGUUUAUGAUGAAGCAUCGUAAGGAUUAUGUUGAUCUGCACCGGACUACUGAACAUGAAAAGGAUAGCAUUGAACAUGAAGUAACUCAUCUGAGCUCUUGAGACCAUAUUAUAUGGUUCUUGAAUAAAGUAGCAUCUCACCAUUGAGAAAAACUCAGGAAGAUGAAUGUAUAUUAAUUAUCACUUUAGAUAGCUAUUGAAGUUACUAUCUAGGCUUCAGACCAUAUCAUAUGAUUCUUAAGAAAAGUAGCAUCUCACCAUUCAGACAACUCAGGAUAUAUUAAUAUUUUAGAUAGAGAGGGAGGGAGUUAUUAUUUUGAUCUUACAUUUCUUUUAUCUCUUUUGUGUUGAUUGGAUCGAUAACUUUGUGUAGUAUCAUCGAGAAAAUCUUUUAUUUGCAGAUUACUACUGCUUUUAUUAAAGCUUGCAAAGAACAGAUCGAUAUUCUCAAGAACAGCAUUAGAAAUGAAGAAUCAAACUCCAAAGGAUGGCUUGGCCUCGCAGCAGCGGAGGAUAACUUCAAUGCUCUGAUACUAUAGCACACAAACAUGGAGUGUUCAUACAACUCUGGCCAAGAGGAACGCAAAGGAUGCAAGUGCUUCCGGAGGCCAUAGAACCAGAUGAAAUUCAAGCCCAGCCUCGUAGAAUACAACAACAACAACAGCUUUUAGACGAUGAAACACAAGCCCUUCAGGUGGAGCUAAGUAAUCUUUUAGAUGGUGCGAGGCAGACGGAGACUAAGAUGGUGGAGAUGUCUGCAUUGAACCACUUGAUGGCAACUCAUGUUCUGCAACAAGCCCAACAGAUAGAGUUUCUAUAUGACCAGGUUAGUACUUAUCAACUCCUCUCAAAGUCAAACCCUCAUGUUAACGCACUUGUUUUCUUAGUAGAAUUUCAUGAUGCCUCUUCAUUGCUACCUCGAAUUGGAAUUUUAUAAACGGGAAAGAAACUUCGUAUUGGUCAUGUUACGCUGUUUUGUGGUAUGAACUGGAACUGUUACUGUUUUCAGCUGUGCUAAGUUGCUAAAACCCCAUUUGUAUGUGUCAGUGCCACUGUCAGGAUUAGGGGAUCUCUCUCUCUUUGUGUGUGUAUCUUGUGGGCCUGUUUCUAACUCAGAUUUGACACUAAAAAUGCAACGAAGAACGUGGAGCUUGGAAACAAGGAGCUUUCACAAGCAAUCAAACGUAACAGCAGCAGCAGAACCUUUGUCUUGAUGUUUUUCUUCGUCCUUACUUUCUCUGUCUUGGUACAAUUAAAGAGUCUAACACCAUUCAAUCUCCAACAAACCUCACACACACAGUUUGUGUAGAUUUUAACUGUUGAAAAAGCAUAAAAGUAUGAAAAUUUGGAAAGGUGUUUGAUCAAAGUCACCGUCAUUGCUAUCAAAGUUGACACCUUUGAGAUGUCUUGACAGUUUAUUUGACUCGUGGGGCUAUGAGAGAUAGAUAACCUAAAGGAGAGGACAAAGUUCCCUAAAACGGUGUCGUUACGCUCUGUAGUUAGAGUCUCUCAUCUUGAAUAGGCUGCUUUGACCCCUCUCUCUCCAGACAGAACAAGCCGUUUCUCUCUCACCUCUUACUCUCUCUGACCCUUCUCAAAACUGAAGGGAAAUGCGGGUUACCGAUUGAUAAACAGAUGGAGAAACCUAACUUUACAUAGACAAGAGACGCCGCCGCCGCAGAGAUCCCUGCUUCUUCAGUGAUUCAAAGGAGAGAGACUUCCAUUGAGCUCUGGGGUGGGGUUGUGUUCUUUGUGGGUAAUGGAGGCUAAUGAUGACCUAAACUUGAAGGCCAUUAAUGCGUCGGUAGGAAGAUUAGUCUGGGUUCGCCUCCGUAACGCCUCAUGGUGGCCCGCACAAACUCUGCUUCUUGAGGAACUUCCUGAAACCUCUCUGCUUACUCCACAAGCAGGCACUCCUAUAAAGCUUCUAGGUCGUGACGACGUUAACGUGGAGUGGUAUGUCCUUGAAAAGUCCAAGAGCGUCAAGGCCUUUCGUUGUGGAGAGUAUGAUGCUCACAUUGAGAAAGCAAAGGCUGUUGCUGCUGCAAAGGCUACUAAGAAGAAGACUGCCAAGCUUACUCGCCGAGAAAACGCCAUCAACAUUGCUCUCCAGAUUGAGAAUGCACAUCUCUGUAGCUCUGUAGAAGAUGGAUUGGAUUCAGCUCCCGACCCCACUAUGUCUUUCCAAGAAACGUUGCUGAAGGUGCAGCCAAAGAGAAGAAGAAGAACACCGAAUGACUCAGAAGAUGAUGGGACUGAAGGAAUCAAGCGAAUGAGAGGGCUUGAGGAUAUUGGCAAAGAACAUGAUCUCGGUGCUAUUGUCGUGUACAGGCAACAAGUGGGUUGUGAUUCAGUCUCCAAUGGAGGAGACAAGGCAUGCUCCCCGUUGUCACUGAAAAGAAAAAGAUCACAAGUAGUCAUAAAUGCUAAUGACUGCUCUAAAAGAAAAACCCGACGCAGGCAACUGACUAAGGUGCUAGAGACCACGGCUAUAGUCUGUGUCCCUGUCACCUCUGGAAUGGAGCCUGUGGAAUCCAUGAAAAGUGUCUCUGUCGUUAUCAACAAUAGUUCAGACAGCACCGGGGUUUCAUGCGAGAAUGUUGUUGGAGCCAAGGCAAAAGACAGUGACAUUUCCAGCUUAUCAGUCUCUGCGGAGGAUGAUCCUUCUUACCAACUAUAUGAUGUUCCACUGACCGGAAAGGCAGUUAAUGGAUCUGCUUGUAGUACAAAUCCACCAGAUACACAGCUUGUCAUCUGUGAUUUGAACAGGAUUGAGAAGAGCACUUCUGAGUGGCAACUUAAAGGGAAGAGGAACUCAAGGCAGAUGAGCAAGAAACAAGAAGCGAGAAGAUUUGUGUACGGCGAAGAAGCUAAUAACAGCAGUCCUUUGCCUCUUCCUGCGCUGUUCGAAGUGAAGAUUGAGGUGAAAGCCAGCUCUAACAAACCCCGUGUUCCUCUGGUUUCUCGAAUGAGUGAGUUGAAUGGGAAAGCUAUUGUCGGGCAUCCUGUAAGUGUUGAGGCCUUGAAAGAAGAAGGAUAUUGCAAUGGUACGGUGAUGUCUCAAGAUGUUGUGAAGGCGAAGCCAUUAUUGUCCGAAAAGAAGAGCAAGAAGAGGAAAUCACAGGGCGCUUUUGGAAAGUCAAAGAAGAAAUCGUCUUCUUCUUCGGUAUCGAUAAAGACAAGGCGGCUCUCUACUCUAACGAGCCAGAAGCUGACGGGAAGAAGCAAGAUGCAGACAACAGGAAAGGCAAAGGAAACGGUUGUAGCUUGUAUACCGCUGAAAGUGGUCUUCAGUAGGAUAAACCAAGUGUUGAAAGGCUCAGCGAGACAAACGCAACACCGACCAUUGCCAUCUGCAGUCAAAACAUGAGAUAAAUUUUUAGGAGAAGUCAUCACUGAUGGGUUUUGGGUACAAAGACUGAGACCUUUUUUUGAGUCAUGCAGAGACAUAGAAACAAAAGAGAAGUUGCAAGUGAGCAAAUGUAUAUAUAGCAGUAGUUAGUCGUUGAGGUGUAAAACUGAAGGGUUUAGAUUAGUAAGAUGAGAAAGUUGCUUGUUUACUCAUUGUUUGUUUGAAUUCUCAAGUUCUUGUUUAUGUGUUUGUCAUUUGAGUCUCAGUUCCUUCAUA
Messenger RNA from Brassica napus (rape), 3889 nucleotides. RefSeq lists its product as uncharacterized. Bases 2021 to 3631 code for a protein of 536 amino acids. The record is from RefSeq and is a predicted model, not a curated record. NCBI's taxonomy places the organism in Eukaryota, Viridiplantae, Streptophyta, Magnoliopsida, Brassicales, Brassicaceae. The transcript is spliced from 7 exons.